Alnus glutinosa is the source of this 2012-nucleotide messenger RNA. RefSeq names its product origin of replication complex subunit 5. Lineage: Eukaryota; Viridiplantae; Streptophyta; Magnoliopsida; Fagales; Betulaceae. The transcript has 5 exons. Gene Ontology annotation, cellular component: nucleus; nuclear origin of replication recognition complex. Gene Ontology annotation, molecular function: DNA replication origin binding. The record is from RefSeq and is a predicted model, not a curated record. Gene Ontology annotation, biological process: DNA replication; DNA replication initiation. The coding region runs from base 194 to 1810 and encodes 538 amino acids.
AAAGUAUAGUAAACUCGUGCACUUACAAGCACCAAAUAAAAGCUCAUUGGCGGGAAAGAUUUUUUUUUUUCUCUCGCAUUUUUUCUCGGCGCCCCAAACUAGAGUUUUGUUUAACGAAGCACUUUGAGGAACCCCGUAAUUGCUAAGCGUCUCCAUUUUACGUCCCAGAUUGUCCUAGCAGAAUCUUCUUCAGAUGGGUAAGGAGGAAAGUCCACAAAUUACUAGAAGAACAACCAGGUCUUCUUCUUCUGUUACUGUUGCAAAAAAUGGAGUCGAAACAACAAAAACAAGUGAUUCACGCCCAUUGACAAUCAAUGAACUCGUGUUUGGAGAAGGCCCCAUUGGUUUGGAUGAUCUGUUAUCUAGUUUUCCCGGUAGACGUGUUCAGAUUCUUGAGCUUGUACGCCUUUUGGGUCCCUCUAAUUCCCCCAUGCUUCCUAUCUUUAUUUAUGGAGGUUCCUCUACUGGGAAAACCAGCAUUAUUCUUCAGAUUUUCAGGCAUCUCAAUCGACCUUUUGUUUAUUCAAGUUGUCGUACAUGCUAUUGUCCCCGUAUCUUGUUUGAAUCCAUUUUGAAUCAGCUGUUGCUUCAUAGAAAGAAUGCAGCCAAUGGUUAUUCGAGUGUGAAGCGCUGUGAAAGGCCGUCUGAUUUUGUUAAUUCUCUUCAUGAAGCCUUGAGUAAUGUCAUAAAUAAUCUUAAGGGGAACUCAGGGAAAUCAAGCAACAAAAAUUUGGUUGGAUGGCCUGAUGGAAAUAUGAUCUACUUGAUAUUUGAUAAUUUGGAGCUUGUUAGAGAGUGGGAUAAAAGUUCCACGAUAUUACCUUUUCUGUUCAAUCUCUUUGACGUUCUGAAGAUGCCUGAGGUGGGUCUGAUCUUUGUCAGCAACACUUCACCUGAUACAUAUUACUCAAGUAUGGGUUACAUGGAACCUAUACCUGUUCAUUUUCCUGAUUACACAGAAGAUGAUAAUCGUCAAAUAUUAAUGAAGAACCAAGUAAACCGGAAGCUUUAUUUAUCCUUCCUUGAUGUUGUACUAAGGCCUUUCUGUAGAAUUACCAGAAGGGUGGAUGAGUUAUCUACUGCCUUUGCACCAUUAUUUGAAAAAUAUUGUGAACCUGUUAGUGAUUCGGGACUUGUUCCCAAUGAAGAAAUGAAGAGAAUGUUGUUUAGUCAUCUUCAACCUUAUAUUGCUCCUUCUCUGAACGAGGUAUUUAAGGUUUCAUCUCAGCCUUCCACUGAAGUUAAAUCCAACAGGGAGAUAAAGCAGAAGGGCAGCAGGCGAAAAUCAGGUUGUGAAGAAAUUGAUGAGUUGGAUUUCCAUAUGUCUACUUCUGCAAAAUAUCUCCUUAUAUCAGCAUUUCUUGCUUCAAGAAACCCAGCUACGCUUGAUGCCUCGCUUUUUGAUCCAAUGGGUGGUUUUGAUAGUCGAAAACGAAAGAGGAAGCCCUCCCAGAAGUCAUUGGAGCAAAAGGAAACUGCAGAACAAGAAUUACUUAUGAAGGGACCUGGAACUUUCCCGUUAGAGAGGUUAUUAGCCAUAUUUCAGUGUAUCACAUCCAUAGCAGAAGGUUCAAUCGAUGAAGAGGAACAAGGAAAUGAAGGACUAGAAGUUCAAGGUGGGGAUAGCAAACUCAUGUCUGAUGUUCUGUUGCAACUAUCCAGUCUCUGCAAUGCUAAUUUUAUAAUUAAAGGAGGAAGCUGCCCAUUGGAGGGCUUAACUCGGUAUCGAUCGACUGUGUCUGAAGACAUGGUUAUGAAGGUGGCAAGGAGCCUUAAGUUCCCUUUGUCAAAGUAUUUGUAUCGAAGAUAAUGGUUUGUGAUGUGGAAGCUACUUGUAACAUGGUCGUCAACUCAAAAGAUUUAAGAAGUACGUGCUAUUAGAAAAAUAUGUGCUUCUCAUAUGGUAUGUGAUACAAUACAUGUUACUUUAUUAGACUGGUUUGUAGGAAUUGGCCACAAACUAGUUUGUAGAUAAUUUAUGUCCUGUCUUGGUGCAAUGACUUAAUUUCCAA